This is a messenger RNA of Striga hermonthica, 2685 nucleotides long. Lineage: Eukaryota; Viridiplantae; Streptophyta; Magnoliopsida; Lamiales; Orobanchaceae. The record is from the annotation of a GenBank genome assembly.
AUGCCCUCCGACCCUGAAGAAGAAACUACUAGGCCCCAAGCUCCGGACCCGGAGGUUUUCAUGGAUUUGGAUCUCGAUCUGGAUGGCUCGUGGCCAUUGGAUCAGAUCUUUGCGGCAGCUGCGGCGAAUCCCGUGCCGCCGUUUUUGCUGUCUAGUUCGGAGCAGCCGUGUUCUCCACUUUGGGCCUUUUCAGAUGAUAAUAAUAACUGGAAUUUCGUAUCAGGCGCUGGUUCCCGGUUAGCCGACUCCUCCAGGAUAAUUUCUUACUCCAGUAACCCUGAUAUAGCAGCUGAAAGUGUAUGUGCUAAUGACGACAAGAAAAAUCUCCCUUCUCCUUAUGUGGGAACGAUGCCUAUUGGCAAUCCUGAUGGGUCGUGUAUGAUAAAAGAAAGGAUGACUAAAGCUCUUCGGUAUUUCAAGGAUUUGACUGAACAGCAUGUCUUAGCUCAGGUUUGGGCACCUGUGAAAAAUGGUGGCCGAUAUAUGCUCACUACAUCAGGGCAACCGUUUGUUCUCGACCCAAAUAGUAAUGGGCUCCAUCAGUAUAGGCUGGUCUCCCUUAUGUAUAUGUUUUCUGUGGAUGGUGACAGUGAUGGAGAUCUCGGACUUCCAGGUCGUGUGUUUCGGCAAAAGUUGCCAGAAUGGACACCAAAUGUACAGUACUAUUCCAGCAAAGAAUUUCCACGUCUCAACCAUGCAUUGCAUUACAAUGUUCGAGGAACUUUAGCUUUGCCUGUAUUUGAGCCUUCGGGGCAGUCAUGCGUUGGUGUGCUUGAGCUGAUAAUGACCUCCCAGAAAAUAAAUUAUGCCCCAGAGGUUGAUAAAGUCUGCAAGGCGCUUGAGGCAGUGAACUUGAAGAGUUCAGAGAUCUUGGAUCACCAAAGUACACUGAUAUGCAACGAGGGCCGCCAGAAUGCGUUGGCGGAGAUCCUGGAGAUAAUCACGUUGUACCCGCUCGUGCACUACGCCCGCAUGUUUGGCCUCAGAAGCAGCUUCGCCAUCUGCCUGCGCAGCAGGCACACCGCUGACGACGACUACGUCCUCGAAUUCUUUCUGCCUCCAGACAUUGUCAGCUGUGGGGACCAGCGUGCCCUUCUCGACUCGCUUCUGGCCACUGUCAAGCAGCAUCUGGGGAGCUUGAGGGUGGCUUCGGGGAGGGACCAUGACCAGGAUUGGGGGUCUGUCGAGAUUGUCAAGGCUUCUGCUGCUGAUGAGAAUCUGAGUUUCAGUCCUCUAUUUCCGGCUUUGCCCGGUUCCGGUUCCGUUCCGAAUGGGAAAGCUUUGCCCGGUUCCGGUUCCGUUCCGAAUGGGAAAGCUCCACAGGUCGAUGGUUCUGAAGUGCAGGUGGCAGUGGCCAAAUCUGAUCCUGCAAAUGUUAAGGGAGAUGCUAACGGACCCGUUCGAGUACCAAAUGCUUCGAAUAUUGCUCGACUGAAGGGUACAGGCAAGAAACCCGAGAGGAAGCGAGGAAAGGCCGAGAAAAUGAUUAGCUUAGACGUUCUACAGCAAUAUUUCGCCGGUAGCCUCAAGGAUGCUGCGAAAAUCCUUGGCGUUUGUCCUACUACUAUGAAACGCAUCUGUAGACAGCACGGGAUUUCUCGCUGGCCUUCUCGCAAGAUAAAUAAGGUUAAUCGUUCUCUUACGAAGCUCAAGCGUGUAAUUGAAUCUGUACAAGGUGGUGAAGGAGGAACUUUCAGUUUGUCUUCGUUGGGCACGAGUCCUAUUCCUGUCACGGUUGGUCCCCUUUCGUGGACAGCACCCAAAUUGAAUGGAUUGAACCAACAAAACUCACCGACCUCCGACCAAUCUGAAUUUCAGGAAGACAAGAAAAACUUUCCAAUGACUGAGGCUCCCGGAGAUGAAAAACAUGCAGAGCCCUUGCAUCAUAUUCCGCCGGAUCUGAAUGCAAGACACGAAAACCUAAAUUCUCAGUGUGAUGGAUUUUUCCCGUGCAGAGGCUCAAACAGAUCCUCCAGGAGCGGCUCAAGAGAAGAGAGCACAGGGACCCCUACUCCCGAAGGCUCAUGCCAAGGUAGCCCUUGUCCUAGAAAUGAAAAUGAAAUCUCCCCUUUAAAUGAUCAGCCCUGCAUGAAUGCAAGAGGCCCGCACGAGAUGGUGUGCCUGCAAACUGAAGAAAUUAAUCCGCCCGUCACAUUCUCAAUUCCUGAUAAUUUAUUUGGAGCAGCUGAGGAGCCAUUUCGCGAAAAUAUAAUAGAGGAUGCAGGAAGUUCACCUGACCUUAGAAAAGUAUGUCCAGCUGGUGAAACCCUAUUCGAUGAGCAUGUCGUUGAGUACAGUUGGACGAAGGCACCCUGUCCCGAUGCCGUAAUGCUCAAAGAUUGCUUGGCCACUCGACUUGAUCAUACGCCGCAAUCUGAAGCUAGGCCAGAGGUGAAAACGAUCACUAUAAAGGCCACAUACAGAGAUGACAUAAUCAGGUUUCGAGUUCCCAUGGAGUCUGGUAUCCUUAGGUUGAAGGAGGAAGUGAGCAAGAGGUUGAAGCUGGAGAUGGGCACUUUUGAUAUCAAGUAUCUUGAUGAUGAUCAUGAGUGGGUCUUGAUAUCUUGUUAUGCCGACUUGCAGGAGUGUAUUGAUUUGUCAAUAUUGUCCGGAAGCAAUAUAAUCAGGCUGCUAGUGCACGGCUGUUCGGUCAACCCUGGGAGUCCGUGUGAGAGUUCAGGCUAG